GGCUUUACCAACUGGAAUAAAAGAGAUUUUAACCAGUUUAUCAAAGCAAAUGAAAAAUGGGGCCGUGAUGACAUCGAAAAUAUAGCACGUGAAGUAGAGGGUAAAACUCCUGAGGAAGUCAUUGAAUACUCAGCUGUCUUUUGGGAAAGAUGUAAUGAGCUCCAGGACAUUGAGAAGAUCAUGGCUCAGAUAGAGAGGGGUGAAGCCAGAAUUCAGAGGAGGAUAAGCAUUAAGAAAGCACUAGACACAAAGGUACAUAUGUAAAAUCUGAAUACCAAU
This is a messenger RNA of Bombina bombina (fire-bellied toad), 279 nucleotides long. RefSeq names its product SWI/SNF-related matrix-associated actin-dependent regulator of chromatin subfamily A member 5-like. The transcript is spliced from 2 exons. Gene Ontology annotation, biological process: nucleosome organization; regulation of transcription by RNA polymerase II. The annotation marks the transcript as partial. NCBI's taxonomy places the organism in Eukaryota, Metazoa, Chordata, Amphibia, Anura, Bombinatoridae. Gene Ontology annotation, cellular component: nucleus; chromatin. The record is from RefSeq and is a predicted model, not a curated record. Gene Ontology annotation, molecular function: ATP hydrolysis activity; histone binding; chromatin binding.